Molecule: messenger RNA, 5212 nt
Organism: Python bivittatus (Burmese python)
Lineage: Eukaryota; Metazoa; Chordata; Lepidosauria; Squamata; Pythonidae
Source: RefSeq, a predicted model, not a curated record
GAAUAUUGAUAUCAUGGACACAUCUUGAAUAGAAUUGGGAGGGGCUGGGGGAGAGUUUUAGCAGAGCCUAACGUUAUUUGAUUCUGUUAUGUCUAAAAGAUAAUCAUUGGAAAAGAUUUAACAAAUAGUAUCUUCCCUCUCCCACCAUUGACACAGGGACCCAACAAUUCCAGUUCUCAGUUGUGACAAAGCAGAAAUUGGUUGGUUGCUUUCAUCAGAUGUAGCAAAUUGAAGUCUGUACAAAUGAAAUUGAAAAUGAAGGUUUGAUGCAAAACAGGAUUCACACUUGCUGUUCUCACCAUUGCUUGGAAUUUUGUCUGUGCCUAAUAUUCAGGGUUUCAGCAGACAGCAGACAAGUGCUUCAUUUGUGGCCAUCUCAUAAUGGAAAUGAUUUUGCAAGCUCUUGGGAAGUCAUACCAUCCUGGCUGUUUCCGCUGUGUGGUGUGCAAUGAAUGUCUGGAUGGCAUACCCUUCACUGUAGAUGUGGAGAACAAUAUUUACUGUGUCAAAGACUAUCACACGGUUUUUGCACCCAAGUGUGCGUCCUGUAACCAGCCUAUUUUGCCAGCCCAGGGUUCUGAAGAGACCAUCCGGGUGGUGUCAAUGGACAGGGAUUACCACGUGGAAUGUUACCACUGCGAGGAUUGCGGACUCCAGCUGAAUGACGAGGAAGGCCGUCGAUGCUAUCCAUUAGAGAGACACCUGCUCUGCCACGCCUGUCAUAUUAGGCGCUUGGGCACUAAAGUGUCAGCACACUCUUCCCCUGGGUACCCCAUGCAUAUCACUGAACUCUGAGGCUUCCACUUCCCAUCUACUCAAGACCAGGAGGAAGACAACUUGCUGGGAAAAGAGCUCAACAAAAGACUUUCUAGAAAAACAAAGCAGCCACAAUUAUUUAUUACUUCUAAGAUUGGGAAGGAGGGGGCACCUCUUUGGGUCUGUGUACAAUUUGCCUAAGUAAUUCUUUCCAAGACGCUGGUACUUGAAAAGUGAUGCACCUCAUGGAUUGGAUGGCAAAGGGGUUAGGGUUAGGGAUGUCAGAGCUGUUGGGAUGACUGGCCCUCCAUUAAUAUGGGCUUGCUUCCGUUUUUACUGUUGAUUGUUUGAGCUCCCAGAAGAAUCUUAAUCUUCCCAACAGGAAAGAGACCAAAAAUGCUUUUACUGUUUUUUAGGUCUCCUUGCACCCUGACCUUGUGGUUCUCAUAAUUUGAGGGGCACAAUGGUUGCAUGAGUGAAAAGAUUGAUGGCCAGAUUGAAUGUGACUUAAAAGAAACAACUGACAACAGUGUGGGUGAUACCUGCUGGCUUUCCACCCUGUUCUUUUAUUGGGUUUCUGUGCAAAACAAGAACAAAAGAGUAUGCAAGACAUUAUGUGCAGGAAGCCCACUGGGUUUUUUCUUAAUGAAAGCAUGGAGAGCAUUCCUAUUCCAGGAUAUGUCAGACAUGGUUCAUAGUUUUUUGGCAAGGGUGUGAGGCUUCUUGUGCCUGUUUACCUGUUUCCAGGUGGGGGCAGGACACGUGCACAAUGAAGGUGAAAGCUGCAGGGCUGUUUGGGAAGACAGGCUACCUCAUAACUUUCUGGGGUCUGCCAGGCAGCAAUUGUGUGCAGAGGGCUCUUGCUGAAAUCAGCAUUGCAGGUGGGGAGAAAGGGCGAAGCUUCACCUUUCCCAAUCCUUAGUUUUUCCUUAGAAUUCUUCAAAAGUUGCACCUCAGUUGCCAAUCUUAAUGUGUCAGAAUGGGAAAAUUUUAAGUACAUAUACACUUAUUCAUUAAAUUUAAUUAAUUCAGAUUUGAAUUAAGUCAAUUUGUUUCUGUCCUAACCCCAUUCAUUUCUUUGGACCUGCCGCCACUCAUUUUUGAAGGGAAUCUUCCCAGCACCCCAAAACUCAGAUGUAGCCUGGAGCCCCAAAACAAUUCUGCUCCCUGCUAUCAAUGGCAGCAGAAAUGACCAGGGCUGAGGUCCUUGAGGCUACCUGCAGGGGCUCCAUUGGCCAUUCUUCUUUCCUGAAUACGGGGGAAACAGCUUCUUGGUCUUGAUCCACCUGGUGACUGUGCAGGCAAAGAAUCAGGCUCUCUUUUGUCAAGAUCUUUCUCAAAUGUCACUUCCAUGCAUUUUUGGCACUUCUCAAAGUCACCUAUUUUGAAACUGAUUUCUCCUAAUAACUUUAGCCUGGAGUGUCUACAGAAAAGAUAAAAAAAAACUCAAGAUGGUGAUUCCAGUUGAGUGAUUAUAGCCACCAUCUUGACUUUUUUGACAUCCCGCCGCCGCCACCUUGGGUGCCCCGACUAUGGCAAAUGUACACUAUGCCAUCCCCUUUCUUUCAGUUAAGGGGGUGGCAGUUCUGUGGUGUGACUUCAGUUGCAGACAUGUUUCUUCUAGAGGUGUUUUUGAGACAGUCGCUUCACACUAUUGGUUUUUUUAACGAAUUGGUUAUAAUCCAGCUUUGAAGGCCAAGCGACACCCACUGCGCUUGAGUCCGCACCACUUGGGCGUAUUGCUUUCGUGGCUUCUCGACCGCCACAAAGCAGUUUUUCAGCUGGCUCACGGAGCGGCUUUGAAAGCCCCGGGAGAUGGUCGCCCUUUUCCCGGGCCUCUGGAGGCAAGAAACUGGCUCAGACAGGUAGCAAGGAAGGAAUGAGCUAAUUUGGAGCAUUUUGCAUUUUGAACACACAAACCUGCAAAACAGCCUCAAAUUUGGAAUAAAAAAAAAAAAGGUUAUAUAUAGCCUUUUGGCAUGUUGACCUAUAGCUUGUCUGGGUUUUCUUGAAAACUUAGCAAAAUUUAAAACAUUAGAUAUGAAAUGAUGUAUUGUUAAGAAAUGUUAGAAGACUUAUGCUUCUAUUUUGGCUAAGUUUUUAAAGCACACUCCCAACUCUCUAUUCCACAUGAAAAAAAUUUAGUUUUUCUAUUAAAAAAAUAAGCUACCUUUUGAUUAUUUGAGUUGAAGAGUUAUGUAAUUAAAGUGGACAGCAUCAUUUUAGGCUUGUUCAGCCGCGUUGUAUUAAUUCCUUGCAUACAUUGGCCCUCAAUGGUUUUAGCUUGCUACUUCUGAUAAAACCAACUGGACCAGGUCUUGGUGGUCAGAAAGCUGUGGGUGCUCCAGUAACUCCAGUGAAAGUAUGCCUUGGGAAUCAGGUGAAAAUAACAGUGUUAAAUCUGUUUGAAAACUCUAAAAGAGACCCCAAUAGGAGAGCAGCAGCAUUUUCCACAGCAGUUCAGGCUGAAUUUCCCCAAAGUAUCCAAAGAGUCCUGCCAGCCGUAGCAGGAACGUUUUCUAUCCUAAAGUACUGAGAAGGGUGAAGAAUCUUCAUGGCGAGUCAGCACAAAAGGAAUGUACGUAGUUCCUUCCAAAUGUGCAUGUGAGCAUGUUGGGGCCCAUUGGAAAGAAACCUCCCCCCCAUAUCCCGUCAGAUCGGCCCUUUUAAGGCUGUUCCAGAUGCUUCCUUCUGCUUUUCCAUGUUUUGAAGUUUGCAGAAAAUCCACACUGUAAUUUUCACAUAAUUUGUUUUGAGUUUUACUGUAAAGAAACCUACCGCCCAUUCCCAAACCACCUCCUCUCACAGAUGGCUUUCUCAUUCCUUCUCCCUUGUCCAGCUUUGUGUACUGUCUGCUCUUCUGGAUCAGAGUCGAUUCAGCUUCAAACAAAUUUCCAGGUUGACGUGUAAACCUAGGACUGAAGAAAGUACCUCCCUCAUUCCUCUGCUGUUGAGUUUUUAGCAUCUUGAUUUAAUGGCAAACUUGUCUGUGCCUUAAAUUUCAGCAAAUAGCAUAACAUCUAAAAUAUCUAAAAUAUUUACACAUGGUACUGUUUCUCAAACUUGUUACCAGGCUAUUUAUUUCACUUGUUUAAAAUAUUUUAGAUUACCUUUACAUAUUUAAAUAGAUUUGUCAAACUGCCUGAUUUCUUUCAUCAACAUUUUGCUGUUUUAAUUUUUAUUUUUCCCCCAUCACCAAAAUCUGAUCACAGCUCAGAGUUCUGCUGUCUUUCCAAUCAAUGCCUUUUUCCAUAUUAAAAACACUGUCUUUAAAGAGAAAACAGCUAGAAAGUGUCAUGCAGCAAAAAUAAACUCAAUUCUGCAAUGUGAAGCCUGCUACCUCCCAUUAAUAGUUGCUGAAUGGUGGAGCCCAGUGCCUGUCAACUGGCAGGCUGGCCAUGCGCCACAGCAGCAUGCUUGCUUUGCCCACCGGGCAUCUCUUGCUGAACGCACGAGGGAGGGGGCUUCUCUGCCAGAAUCUGCCAGGGGAAGCUGCCUGUCAGCCUUUCUCAUCAGCAGAGUGCCCUCUGGCUGGUACCUAAGGACGAUGGGUGCUGCACCCUCGGGGACGCAAGAUUGUGGACAGCUGCAAAGACAACACUGGAAGUUAAGUGCCACCUCUACGUUUACUUCAGAAGAGUUUUGGCUCCACAGGGAUGAAGUGCUUUUAACAUUUGUGCCAAAAUAUUAUUUAUGGGAGAUUUGUCCUCUCUCUCUCUCAUUUCACUGAUUCAUAUGUGCAUGGGUGAGGAACCAGAGAUUCUCUUCAGUUCAUUUUGUGGAAAGUGCACUUAAUGAAAAAACAGUAAAUGUAUUUGGAAGACCCAUCCUGCCCCAUAAUGUAAGAUUCCAAAGGAGAUUGAAGUAGUUAAGGAUGGGGAAAUAGUUGUUUCAAAACAAGAGGGUGCAUGUUUUAUAAUUUAUAAAUGAUAAAAUUGCAAAAAUUGAUGGGAGAACUCCAUUGAGUUUAACUAAAACUCUAAAGAAGGCAAACAAGUCUUUUCUUAGGCCCCAAUAAACUUCUGUGAUUCAAUAUGCAACUAAUGCCACAACUAGAGUAUAUAAUUUGACUUAAAUUAAGUUUUUUUCUUGAGAAAUAUUUGCAUUUUUCUUUAAAAGAAUAUAGUUUUUUUCCAAGAACUUGGACCAAUGUUAAUUUUUAUUUUGUAGGAAAUAUAUAAAUGCCCAAUUUGUAUAUUAUGUGUCUAGUUUAAAUCUGCAAAUAUAUUAGUUUAACCAUGUUUGUAUAUAUCUUUCUAAAACUUCAGUUUUUUAGUUCAUAGAGAGACUUGUCGGGGUUUUUGUAUGGCCACUUGGUUUCCGUGAUUGUUGAAGAAUAAACAUUGGGAAAUGUAGAUUUAUUUAUCUAAAAAAGCUUACUGUCAUCCUAAGUUAUUUUAAUAUUAAAAGUCAGAAUUUCAUUUAACCUUAGAUGUUAUAAUCUGCUUUUUUCAAU